AUGGACUGGAUGCGCCUAAUUCGCGAUCUCUGUCUCAAUCCCCGACACACAAAAUGGAUGGCACCGCUUCUGGUCCUGGGCGACGCUUUUCUCUGCGCGCUGAUCAUCUGGAAGGUCCCCUCCCCGUUGCUGUUACUCGCAGAUACCGAAAUUGACUGGACCACAUAUAUGCAACAGAUAUCGCUCUAUUUGUCGGGUGAACGCGAUUACACUCUCAUCAAAGGAUCCACUGGUCCCCUUGUCUAUCCGGCCGGCCAUGUAUACAGUUACACGUUUCUAUAUCAUCUCACCGAUGAGGGGCGCGAUAUUUUCUUCGGUCAGAUACUGUUUGCUGUGCUCUACUUGGUCACGCUGGUGGUUGUGCUGUGCUGUUAUAGACAGUCGGGUGCUCCGCCGUAUUUGCUCCCGCUGCUGGUCCUUUCCAAAAGACUUCAUAGCGUUUAUGUUCUGCGUCUGUUCAAUGAUGGCUUGGCGGCGCUGGCGAUGUGGGUUGCCAUCUUGUUGUUCAUGAAUCGGAAGUGGACGGCUGCGGUCGCAGUGUGGUCUACUGGUGUUGCGAUUAAGAUGACAUUGUUGCUGUUGGCUCCGGCGAUUGCCGUUGUCACGGUGCUUAGUCUGUCGCUUGGUCCUAGUGUGAGACUGGGGGUUCUGGCCGUCCUUAUCCAGGUUUUACUUGCUAUACCGUUCCUACAAAACAACCCCGCAGGAUAUCUCUCGCGGGCGUUCGAGCUAACCAGACAGUUCAUGUUCAAGUGGACAGUCAAUUGGAGGUUCGUUGGUGAAGAACUAUUCUUGUCCAAGAAGUUUUCCCUGGCAUUGCUGGCCAUCCACAUCGUGCUGCUGGGCGCCUUUGCUGUCACUGGUUGGUUGAGGCCCUCCGGGUCUAGCUUGCCCGUAUUCAUCCAGAAUCUGCUUGCGGGUCGACAGCGCACAGUAUCUCUCUCCAGACCCUACAUCAUGACCGUGAUGCUAUCGUCUCUUGCAGUUGGCUUGUUGUGCGCAAGGUCCCUUCAUUACCAGUUCUUCGCCUAUCUCUCCUGGGCAACACCCUUCCUCCUCUGGCGCGCAGGGUUUCAUCCCAUCUUGCUGUACCUCAUCUGGGCUAUGCAAGAGUGGGCUUGGAACGUAUUCCCCAGCACCAACCUCAGUUCCGUCGUUGUUGUCCUCGCACUUGCUGCCCAGAGUUUCGGCGUCCUUGCGAAUAGCGCCAGCGCCUUUGAUACCAUGCGUUCGAAACUUAGCGGUAAAGAGCAUAUCCAAUAGAAGUGACAUCCAGCCGAUAUCGAAAUCGGGCUGUGACAGGUGCAUCGAUGAUCGCAAUCGGCCUUGUACCCAUGAGGAAUAAAUGAGAAGCCGUGAACAAGUAAGACUGCUCUGUUAAGUAGUCUAUUGCCCAUGCGAUAAGGCCCGAUGCCUGAAGCAUCAAGCAAGAUUCCAAUCAAGCAUCCGACUCAUCUGAGGAGGGCAUCUUGCCGACAUUGGACUCAUCCUCUUCGUCCGAGUCGUCCGCGACAACAACAGCUUGCUUAGCGAAUUCCUUUGGCCUGCAAUGGGAUCAGUAGUAGCCCCAGGCAUCACGAUUGAAGUAUCUACUCACCAAAACGGGGCUUUGCGCCACGCUUUCUCAUCACGGACGAUGUUGACAAUCUCUCCCUUGAGCUUGUUGUCGCGGCCCUCAAGGGCAUUGGCAUCGAUCACCACGUAG
Messenger RNA from Aspergillus costaricaensis CBS 115574, 1705 nucleotides. It is a transcript of the gene alg3, whose product is annotated as dolichyl-P-Man:Man(5)GlcNAc(2)-PP-dolichol alpha-1,3-mannosyltransferase. The coding region runs from base 1 to 1263 and encodes 420 amino acids. The record is from RefSeq and is a predicted model, not a curated record. Gene Ontology annotation, molecular function: dol-P-Man:Man(5)GlcNAc(2)-PP-Dol alpha-1,3-mannosyltransferase activity. Lineage: Eukaryota; Fungi; Ascomycota; Eurotiomycetes; Eurotiales; Aspergillaceae. Gene Ontology annotation, cellular component: endoplasmic reticulum. The transcript is spliced from 3 exons.